AUGAGGUCGAUGAGAGUUUCACUUUUGGGAACCUUUACAAAGCUCCAGCUGUUCUGGGAUUGGACGGUGUCAACAGCAAAGGUCACAGGGAUCACCUCGGAAGUGGUUGAUCGUCGUCUCGCGAUCGAGGCUGAGGGAUCUUUGCUGUUUGGGGAAGAAAUGGAUCCUUAUCCCAGAUCCUCCAUCGAGGAUGACUUCAACUAUGGCAGCAGUGUGGCGUCAGCCAGCCUCGACAUCCGCAUGGGGUUUCUGCGGAAGGUGUACAGCAUUUUGUCUGUCCAGAUUAUUCUUACUACUGUGACGUCUGCAGUGUUCAUGUAUAGUGAUACAGUCAAGGAUGUUGUUCAUGGAAGUCCCGCAUUGCUAUUGGUAGCAUGUUUAGGAUCCCUGGGUCUAAUAAUUGCUCUGGCAAUCUACAGACAUCAGCAUCCCGUUAAUCUGUAUCUCCUGUUUGCUUUUACCCUGCUGGAAGCUUCGGCUGUGGCUGCUGCUGUCACCUUUUAUGACUAUUCAGUGGUUCUGCAAGCGUUCAUUCUUACAACAGCUGUAUUCGUUGCAUUGACUGUCUACACGUUUCAGUCAAAGAGAGACUUCAGUAAAUAUGGAGCAGGUCUCUUUGCAUGUCUGUGGAUUUUGAUCCUGGCUGGGUUGUUAAGACUGUUCUUCUUGAGCGAUACAGUGGAGCUUGUAUUUGCAUCUGCAGGAGCACUCCUCUUCUGUGGCUUUAUCAUCUAUGACACACACAUACUGAUGCACAAACUUUCACCUGAAGAAUAUGUACUGGCUUCAAUUAAUUUGUACUUGGAUAUCAUUAAUCUAUUCCUGCAUAUCCUUCGAAUCCUGCAAUCACUUAACAAAAAGUAAUCAUGAGGAUUAUUGAAGAAAAUUAUGUUAAUAUGUCUCUAACUGAAAUUUAAUGAAGGGGUGCACGUUGUGUAUAGACUUGCUGAUUUAUUGUCUGAUUUUGUUCUUGAUGGAUCAUAUUUAUAUUCAUUGUAUGAUGUAGAUAAUUUUGAGUAAUUAUAGUCAAUUUAUAUAGUUUUUCUUUGAGGGGACUUGAGGACACACUUGGGCAAAUAGUUUUUUUUUUAAAUAUAAAUUGGAAUGGGCACCAAUCCAGACUCAGAAUCCUGCAAUGUUUUUUGUCUGCUUUCUUUGGUUUGAAAUUAGAUGUUUAAAACUUCUCUUUAGGCUCUAAAUUGAAAUUUGAUGCUAAACUGGGAGAAAGCAAUUUUAGAUCAGGCAUGGAUUCAAUGAAGGAUUGUCAUCUUAUCCUUUUUUCUAAUACAAUAAUACCUCUCUUGUAAUUAUUUGAGUGUUCAUAGGUUGAUGUCCUAUUCUGUAAAAACAUUUUUGUUCAAUUGCAUGUAAGCCAUCCCUUUGAAUAAAAUCUGAGCAGUUCACCAUU
Messenger RNA from Carcharodon carcharias (great white shark), 1408 nucleotides. It is a transcript of the gene tmbim4, whose product is annotated as transmembrane BAX inhibitor motif containing 4. The record is from RefSeq and is a predicted model, not a curated record. NCBI's taxonomy places the organism in Eukaryota, Metazoa, Chordata, Chondrichthyes, Lamniformes, Lamnidae. The coding region runs from base 1 to 864 and encodes 287 amino acids. Gene Ontology annotation, biological process: negative regulation of apoptotic process. The transcript is spliced from 7 exons. Gene Ontology annotation, cellular component: membrane.